Molecule: messenger RNA, 3243 nt
Organism: Aplysia californica (California sea hare)
Lineage: Eukaryota; Metazoa; Mollusca; Gastropoda; Aplysiida; Aplysiidae
Product: neuronal acetylcholine receptor subunit non-alpha-2
Exons: 5
Coding region: 65-883 (272 amino acids)
Biological process (GO): monoatomic ion transmembrane transport; chemical synaptic transmission; regulation of membrane potential
Cellular component (GO): neuron projection; synapse; membrane
Molecular function (GO): extracellular ligand-gated monoatomic ion channel activity; neurotransmitter receptor activity; transmembrane signaling receptor activity
Source: RefSeq, a predicted model, not a curated record
GAUAGUUGAGGAUUCAGGAACCACCUUAUGGUUCCCAGGCGGCCUCUUCCCAGCUUCGUGUGCCAUGGAUGUGACCAACUUCCCAUUUGAUGAACAGAAGUGCACACUGACGUUCCUCAGCAUGUCCUACAACGACCAGCAACUGAAAUUUGUCCCCCUGAGGAAGAAAGUAGACGUGAACUCCCUGACGUCUCACGGGGAGUGGAACAUCGUCGACGCUAGCGUGGACACUGAAAAUUCACCUCAAGUAACAAACGUCUCUGCUAUAGUUAUUACCUAUAGACUACAGAGACGCCAUGUGUUCUUACUGCUGAACACUGUUCUACCCAUCGUAUUUCUCUCUCUUCUCAACAUCAUGGUCUUCCUCAUACCAGAGGAGUCUGGAGAGAAAAUCAGUUUCGGCAUCACCGUGCUUCUGGCUCUGGCGCUGUCCAUGAGUAUGGCGAGCUCUAUGCUGCCCCGUGACUCAACCUCCGUGUCUCUCCUCAUUAUCUACAUCUUCGUCCUCCUCAUCAUCUCCCUCCUGACCGUCGUCCUCAGCAUUGUUGUCGUUCUCUUUUAUCAUCUAGACGAGAGGUACGCAAACAGCAUUCAGGAGGAAGAGAGGAGUUUUUUCAUGGGUUUCUUCUGUCAAGCACUUGCCAAAAAGGUGAAAUCUCCCGUCACCUCGAACCAAGAGAAACUCGAACAACCAGAACAAAUUCAAGGAAAGAGAAUGAGCAAGAUCCUGGAUACGGACAGUCUUAAUGAUGCUGAGCGUGAAGUCGGAACCAAGUACAGGAGCAUAGGAAGAAUCAUUAACAACGUCUCUUUCGUCGUCUUUUUGUGUGUCUGGUUCUUACUCACUUCAUUCAUUUUUCUCAAGCUCACAGUUAGAAUAUAGAUCGUGAGCUGGGUGUUAUCACGGACCUACACUAGAGGGCUAUCGUGGUCUAGAGAUUACGGUGUUCGCCUCUCAUUCAAUGUAAUAGGUGUUGGGUUCUAAACCUGACAGUGAUAGAAAAAUUUCUUCUCUGAAAUGUUCUUCGUUCACCCCCUUUCCUACAUCUCAUGCCACGUGCUUACAAAGCGGCGCUCCUAUCCAUAAUUUAGCCGUGAACAGUGGCUAACCGUUACAUUGUUGACUAGGGACUAAUUUGAAUAUGAUUAUAGAUAAACGCUUCAUGGACUACCAUUAUGAAAAAUAAGGAAAAAAACCACAGGCAGUUUCCUGUCAUAUAAGUGUCAAAUGACACGUUCAAAAGAUUAUUAUCUUGGAAACAGAUGGGUGUAAUGCUCUUUCUUUCAUGUGACAGAACUUGUAUAUGUCGUCUUUUACAUCAGUAUCUUAUUCAUGAAUGGAUUUAAUGCUCUGUCUAACAGUACCUUUUUGAAAUUUUAUGAUUUCAAGAUCAUUGUUUUGUAAGCAGAUGGGGUUACUGCUGCUUUUUCAUGUAACAGGACCUUUAUAUUUAAUCUUUUACAUCCUUGUCUCAUUCUGGAAUUUAUUCAACUCUCGUUCUAACAAUACAUUUUUAUUUCAUGUUUUAAACCCAUAUAUUCUCAUGAAUAAAUUGAUUUAACGCUCGUUCAAACAGCUCCUUUUAUUUUCAUGUUUUCAAACUUGGCUCUGUAGUUCAAAGAUUGCCCUUUUGCUUAAUAACAUGCACCUGUAGCAUUACCCGUUUGCUCAAUGUGUUGUUCGGACUGUUUCUCCAAAGUCUUCAUCAUCUGAGAAUAAAUAAAUUUUGAAUCCAUGAUUCAAAACUAUAAAAGUUAUUAUAAUGUAAUGUAAAUGGUCCUUUUUAUUUUCUAAGAUGUACCUUUUCACCGUAAAAUUUUGAAGUACAUGUAUUUAAUAUUCUGAUCAUUGACUAAAACCAAGCCUUGCUGUGAACUGGUGUGUUGUGAAUGCACCCAACUUGUGUUUCUCGCGUCCACAUAUCCUAAUGAUGUUCUGAGCGCCGUAAAAUUCAAACUUAACUAAAGUAAAGUAUUGAAUGGAUAGAGUAUUCCUCAAGCAAUUAUAUGACAGUACAUUUGUUAUUUGAAAACGCUGUUAUCGAUGCUUGCUCAAAAUUCAAAAAUGUUCUGUCGGGAAAAAAAAAGAUGAAAUGAUAUAGGUUUAACGCCUCUAUCAACAUUAUUAGGUUAUUUGACUGGCGGGACCUCCAAGUUCAACGUAUAUCUCAGAAACGACCAAUCCAAAUGGGAAAUUCGCAUAAAGUGCCUGUCCCAAGGACACAACGUUGGCCGAGCUCAGGCUCAAAACCACCGAACCUAUACACAACCUCACGAUUGCGAGUCCGGUAGCCUACCCACAAGGGUACCGACGCCUCUUUAUCAAAACAUAAAGCCAUGAAAAGUAUACAUAUUGCGGUAUCAAAAAAAGAAAGAGAACUGAAGGACAUGGAUUUUAAGUGGUUGUCUUCUAAUUAGCACACUCCACACGAUAAAGUGAAUACAUGUCUGGUCUGGACUCAUAGUUAUAUGAAUCUAUCAUCAUCAUCCUCCAGUGCCAGAUCUGCGGCAGACAUCGGCGACCAUGGUUCUCCAUUCAUUCCUUUGCUCCGAUGCUUUAAAAAAAGCUACGUUUCCCUGAUCGUUCCCUGUAACCCAUUUGCUUAAGUUCCCUUAGUAUGAAUCUUUCAGGACGGGAAUGAAAGUUUUGGAGCAGUUCUAUGACUGAAAAACUGAGUCUACGGUUAAAUAGAUCAAAGGAUAGAACGGUUUUUAUUGCGCUUUAGAUUUUGGGUCUGAACUUUUCUUUGGGUUUAUGGCGUGGAGCUGGUGGGGGUCAUUAAAUUUUUCAGUUUGUCUGAAGUGCUUGUUUACUAAAUUUGGUAUUCUCAUUUCUUACUUCAUUUUUUUAUCUGGUGAUACAUCCAUCUCUCUAGGAGGGGGUUGCAAGGAGGAGGGGGGGGGUGCUUCAUUUUCUGUAUUUUUUGUUUGUUUAUUUGCUUUUUAUAUUAUCUAUUCAUCCUUGUGUAGGCUAACUUAGGCUUACUUUUUUUUUCCUUAGGCGUCGAUAAGUUCGAAACUACCCUCUCUGUACCCAAUAUGAGUAAAAUGCAUACAUGCAUGUCUACAACAUUAGAUACACUAAUAGGCUACUAAUAUAUAAUUACUACGCAUUGCUAUAUGGGUAGAUUAAUGCAAUGGAGUCUUUGCUUCCGCACUGUUUUGUGCAAAAUUCUCACGACAAUCGUCACUUACAUUUUGUGCGCUACAUGUAAGCUCAAAAUAAAGUUUGCUGUACCAGUU